AUGAAAGGGAAAAAUAAAGGAGUUCAAAGCAGAGUUCUGGAAAUCAAUAAACGGGCAAUAUACAUUGCUUGUCCUGCACAUGAGCUCAAUUUGGCUCUGUGUGAUAUGUCGAAAUCUGUUCCUCUAGCAAUGACAUUUUUUGGAGUCAUUCAACGACUAUUCACGUUAUUCUCCUCAUCAACUCAGAGAUGGAGUAUUCUCUUAAAAUACUGCACCAAUUUGACUUUGAAACCUCAUUCAACAACAAGAUGGGAGUCUCGGCUGGAAAGUGUAAAACCUAUACGCUACCAGCUAGGGAAUGUUAGCGAUGCCUUGAAUGAACUUGCUAACACCACAAAUGAACCUCUCACAAAUUCGGAAGCGACCUCUCUGAAAAGCCAUAUUAUCUCAUUUGAAUUUGUUCUUAGUUUAAUCAUCUGGUACGACUUGUUGCAUGCGUUCAAUAUUGUUAGCAAAUUAUUACAAUCGGAAGAUAUGAAAUUAGAUGUAGCCCUGAACGAGUUAAAUGGUUUAACUACAUUUUUAGAACAUUAUCGAGAAAGUGGGUUUGCAGCUGCUUUGAAGACCGCAAAAGAUUUGAUUGCAGAAUUGGAUUUGCAAGAGGAACCAAAGUUUGCUGUUACAAGGAAAAGCCGGAAUAAAAACUUAAAUGCAAAUGAGAUCGAAGAUCCACAAGAGCACGCUAAAAAUAUAUUUCGAACAACGUAUUUUCUGGCAGUUGUUGACGUUAAGCUCCAACAAAUGUCUGAGACAGAUUUACAGGCAUCAUGCAACAAACUGGCUGAUGCAUUUCAAGAUGGACUGUCCCAAGAUUUAGAUCGCAAUGGACUUUUUGCUGAGUUAAACAUUUUUAAACACACUGUACCUGAUAAAAUUGAUUCUGCAUUGGCUGCUCUGAAUUAUUUGUAUCCAAUUAGAGAAUCAUACCCAAAUUUAACAAUUGCGUACAGAUUAUUGCUGACCAUUCCUGUUACAGUUGCAUCAGCGGAAAGAAGUUUUUCAAGAUUAAAACUAAUAAUUAACUACCUGAGAUCAACUAUGACCGAACAGCGGCUAAAUGGACUUGCAAUCUUAUCUAUAGAGAGUGAAGUUGCGCAAGAAAUAGACAUUGAGGAGUUAAUUGAUAACUUUGCAGCAAAGAAAGCCAGAAAAGUUAAUUUAUAA
This is a messenger RNA of Photinus pyralis (common eastern firefly), 1164 nucleotides long. RefSeq lists its product as uncharacterized. The transcript has 2 exons. The record is from RefSeq and is a predicted model, not a curated record. Gene Ontology annotation, molecular function: protein dimerization activity. Lineage: Eukaryota; Metazoa; Arthropoda; Insecta; Coleoptera; Lampyridae. The coding region runs from base 1 to 1164 and encodes 387 amino acids.